Messenger RNA from Bactrocera oleae (olive fruit fly), 404 nucleotides. The record is from RefSeq and is a predicted model, not a curated record. Lineage: Eukaryota; Metazoa; Arthropoda; Insecta; Diptera; Tephritidae.
AAGAGAGCCGGGAAAGUUUUGGUACCAGCCUAUAGGAUUUGUUGUUAUACAAUGACAUGGCUCCUCAAAAUAGCAACAAAUCUAUCUGCAGCCGACAGAGUAGCCCAGCCUUCACCAUACGUUCACUCAGCGUCACCCGAAGCAUCACCCCACUCUCCGACAACGGGACCCUGGCUAGACGCUUACAUCGCUUUAAAGCGACCCUCUCCCCCAUUCGAGAAGAAAGAGGAAGUACCCACCGCACGGCCCGACGAACUAUCACCCAUUCAUCAAAACGCAUACAUAAACACGUCGCCUGUGGAUUGUGUAAAAAGGAUCACCGAUUAGUGACAUGUUCAAAAUUUACAAAAAUGAACAUUCACGAAAAGUUUGACGCAGUAACUAAGUAUAAGUACUGCGUCAAC